Messenger RNA from Colletotrichum truncatum, 819 nucleotides. Lineage: Eukaryota; Fungi; Ascomycota; Sordariomycetes; Glomerellales; Glomerellaceae. The record is from RefSeq and is a predicted model, not a curated record.
AUGCAUCCACAUGUACUCGUGUCCAGCAACGCUGGUACCGAUGAUUUUGGUCUCGGGAAGCUGCUCAAGAGCAAGCAGAUCCGGAGUAAGAUCGCUUCAUACAUCGGUGAAAACAAGACAUUUGAGAAGAUGUACCUGGCAGGCGAGAUUGAACUUGAACUCACACCGCAAGAAACGCUCGCUGAGCGAUGUGCUGCUGGCGGAAAGGGCAUACCAGCAUUUUACACGCCUGCCGGCGUCGGCACUGUUGUUCAAAUGGGGACCCUCCCUUUACGGAACAGCGCCCCGGAUUCUACCGACAGCUUGCGGUAUCCUUCUCCCAGAGACUUGCAGUCUGAGAAUGGCAUCCUGGGCUUCGGUCCGGAUCCGACAAAAGGGCGCGACCAAGCUGAUCCAGAUCUAAUCAACGCUGGAAAGAAGACAGUCACGCUUAAGCCCGGUGCAGCCGUUUUUGGAAGCGACGAGAGCUUCGGUAUGAUUCGAAGUGGUCGCAUCGACGUCACAAUUUUGGGUGCAAUGCAGGUCAGCGCCACGGGUGACUUGGCCAACUGGAUGUUACCGGGAAAGGUUAAGGGUUUCGGUGGUGCGAUGGAUCUUGUGAGCAACCCUAGCAAGAUGAAGGUCAUUGUCACUAUGGAGCAUACAGAUAAAAAGGGAGCUCCUAAGAUCGUCAAGCAAUGCGCCUUUCCCCUCACUGGCCGAGCAUGCGUGUCUCGCAUAAUCACAGAUCUCAUAACUAACCUGGUGUACGAUGGAGAUUCAGGCGAAAUUAUAACUCAAACUAGGCGGUUUUCGAUGUGGACUCUUCCUCGGGAUUAA